Molecule: messenger RNA, 1632 nt
Organism: Pseudovirgaria hyperparasitica
Lineage: Eukaryota; Fungi; Ascomycota; Dothideomycetes; Acrospermales; Acrospermaceae
Product: peptidase M18, aminopeptidase I
Exons: 4
Coding region: 1-1632 (543 amino acids)
Biological process (GO): proteolysis
Cellular component (GO): fungal-type vacuole
Molecular function (GO): zinc ion binding; metalloaminopeptidase activity
Source: RefSeq, a predicted model, not a curated record
AUGCAUGCCACUACCAAUGCCUCCGUGCGCAAACUGGCGCUCGCUCAUGACGCAACUGUGAAGGAGCAGACUGUUGAAAACCAAGAAGCAGCCGUGAAGGUCUCCAAGAGCCGGGGUCAUAUUGAAACGGGUCAACAGGGCGUCGGGUAUUCAGAACCGACAACACAGCAUGUCGAAUCGUGCUCGACCCAUUCAGCACAGACGCGCAAACAACUAGACCCCAUUAACUACGCCAAACCUUUCUGCGAGUUUUUGUCAGACAACCCUACAGUCUUCCAUGCUGUUACUGCCGUGGGGAAAGACUUGGAGUCUCAGGGCUACAAGAAGCUUUCGGAACGGGAUGCGUGGAAGCUCGAAAGAGGUGGAAGGUACUUUGUCGAGCGCAAUGGCAGCAGUCUGGUCGCUUUUGUCGUUGGUGACAAAUACGAAGCUGGGAACGGUGCCGCGAUUCUUGCUGGGCACAUUGAUGCACUGACUGCCAAAUUGAAACCAAUCUCGAAAUUGAGCAACAAGGCAGGCUAUGUACAGCUCGGAGUUGCCCAAUACGCUGGCGGUCUCGGCGAUACAUGGUGGGACCGUGACCUCGGGAUCGGUGGUCGCGUACUGGUCAAGGAGGCUUCUGGCAAGAUAGUUUCCAGGCUGGUAAAGCUUGACUAUCCAGUCGCGAGAAUCCCGACACUCGCUCCACACUUUGGAGCAGCGUCUCAGGGGCCGUUCAACAAAGAGACGCAGAUGGUACCCAUUAUUGCUAUCGACAACAGUGACCUUGGUGUUUCACUCCACAAGGAUGACGACAGAUUUUCGAGCGAAGGCCCAAUCCUCGGGGGUGAAGCCUUCAAGACUUUCGCCUCUACUCAGCCCCACCGUCUCAUGAAGGUCAUCUCUAAGCAGCUCGGCGUCGAACCCUCUUCCAUCAUCAACUGGGAACUCGAACUCUUCGAUACCCAGCCAGCCACUCUCGGCGGCCUCGACAAAGAAUUCAUCUUUGCCGGACGCAUCGACGACAAACUCUGCUCAUGGGCCGCCAUCCAAGCACUCCUGCAAUCCCCUCCCUCCGCCUCCCCCUCUCUGCUCAAAAUCGUCGGCCUCUUCGACAACGAAGAAAUCGGCUCCCUCUCGCGCCAAGGCGCCCAUUCUAACUUCCUCCCCAGCAUCAUGUCCCGCAUUGUCGACGCCUUCACCACCCACGGCACAUCCGUAUCGCUUCUGUCCCGCACCUAUGCAAACUCCUUCAUCGUCUCCUCGGACGUCACCCACGCCGUAAACCCAAACUUCCUCGGCGCGUACCUUGAAAAUCACGCACCGCGCUUAAACGUCGGGCUUGUGGUUGCGGCGGACUCGAACGGACAUAUGACCACAGACGCCGUGUCGACAGCGGUUCUGCAGCGCUGCGCCGAUAAGUGUGGCUGUGUGCUGCAGGUCUUCCAGAUCAGAAACGAUUCGCGCAGUGGUGGCACGGUGGGACCGAUGCUGAGUGCGGCGACUGGGAUACGAGCAAUUGACGCAGGGCUACCGCAAUUAAGUAUGCAUAGUAUAAGAGCGACGACCGGAGCGCUGGAUCCUGGGUUGGGUGUGAAGAUGUUUCAGGGUUUUUUGGAUCAUUUCGAGGAGGUGGACAAGGAGUUUCAGUGA